UGUUAGUCUCCAUAGUUACAGCUGUGUUCAAACAUUGUUCCCUGCUACAAACCCAGGCAUCUGACAAGCACACCAUCCCUGACAGCCUGCUAUCUGGAAAGUCUGAGGAUGUUCUACAGAGACCAGAAUUCACAUUUUGACAACUGAUUGCACAUCAUAUCAUAAGCCUGAAAAAAAGUAACAGUCCCUGCAGUAUCAAUGACAAUAAUAAACUUAGGUAUGAACUAGACUACAAUGUCAUGUGGACCUGUGUAAGCACACAGCAAGAGGGACCCCUUCAACAAAACAUAUACAUUGAAACACCCUCUUGCCAAGCCUCACCCUACCUCUCUACAACACUGUACAAGAUAAAAUGGAUUCAGAGGAAAGAUACAUUGCAGCGCUAAAAGAAAAGGCUUGUGAAUUGGUAGAAACAGCCAUGAAAAAUGCUCAGGAUUGUCUUAGAACCCUACAAAAGGGACCAAUGGAGGACACAGAUACAGAGCAGAAUUACACAUUGAAGAACAUUGCAUGGGUGCUGUGUAAGGAUUUCACUGUGGAUCUGGGGAAGAAACAAAUUGAAGAAUAUGUUUCUACAUGGGAAUUCCAUGAGAGCUGGUUGUACUGUACAGAUUUUCUAAAACAAGAGGAGUUGGAGUACAGUAAGCUCUUCCACUACAGAAUGAGAUGGAGCAUCCCAACUUGUAGGAAACCAGUUCCUAGAGCUACCGCCUGUGUCUAUUUCACAAUAAAGAUCUCCAAAAUUAAACCAUCUACUUUGCCAGUGGAAGUAUUCUUUGUAUUUGAAUCAAACAGACUUGUACACAGGCCAGGACAAACAGGAUUCAGAGAAAAAUGGCUGAAAGACAUCAUUGAGAGCAAAAUUAUAAUGAUGGACAGUAUUACAUUUUAACCAGCUUUAGGACUCAUGCAGACUGCAGCUCAAAAAAAAGCUGCUUUUACAAGCGUUUGAACUUUUAUUUCUCUGCCUCUAUACUGCUCUCUAUAGAGAGAACACUUUCAUGUCAAUGUUGUUAAAAAAUAAAACUUGUUGGAAUUAAA
This is a messenger RNA of Rana temporaria (common frog), 1041 nucleotides long. It is a transcript of the gene AKAP14, whose product is annotated as A-kinase anchoring protein 14. The transcript is spliced from 8 exons. Lineage: Eukaryota; Metazoa; Chordata; Amphibia; Anura; Ranidae. Gene Ontology annotation, molecular function: protein kinase A regulatory subunit binding. Gene Ontology annotation, cellular component: cAMP-dependent protein kinase complex. The record is from RefSeq and is a predicted model, not a curated record. The coding region runs from base 353 to 892 and encodes 179 amino acids.